ACAAUAGCUCAUCUUUUUUGUCAUCAACUCUUUCCCUUUUCCAUUUCAUUUCUCAUCACUUUCCAAGAAACCAUAUUCCCCACUAAAAUUCCAACUCUUUUAUAACCUUAAUAUAUCUUCAAAAUCUAGCUCUCUUUCUCUAGCUCUCUUUGUGUGUGCUAUCUAGCUAGCUAGUGAGACACAAAGAGUUAAUCAUUAUGGGUAAUUGCUUUCCAAAACCAGUUAAUAAUCUCUCCAACAAUCAUAGUAGCAAAAUUCCCAUCCCAGUUACUAUCAGUGUUCAUGAAAAAAGGAAAGAACCCAUGAUGGAAAACCAUCCAUCAUCCACGGCAGCCGGAGGUAGCAGCGACGGCGGCGCCGCCACUUCUUCCGGUGAACAUGUGCCACCAAGUGGGAAAAUAGUGACACCCAACUUAAAAGCUUUCUCUUUUUCGGACCUAAAAAGUGCCACCAGAAAUUUUAGGCCGGAUACCAUGCUUGGAGAAGGUGGUUUUGGGAGGGUUUUUAAAGGAUGGGUGGACGGUGAGACAUACGCGCCGUCGAAGGUCGGUAUUGGCAUCGCCGUCGCCGUCAAGAAAUCAAAUCCUGACAGUCCUCAAGGCCUUAAAGAAUGGCAGGCAGAAGUAAAAUUCUUGGGAAAAUUUAGCCAUCCAAAUCUAGUGAAACUAGUAGGAUAUUGCUGGGAAGAUAGAGAAUUUCUUCUUGUAUAUGAAUAUAUGCAAAAAGGCAGUCUAGAAAAUCAUCUUUUUAAGAAAGGUGCAGAACCACUUACAUGGAAUACAAGGAUUAAAAUAGCUACUGGAGCCGCACAAGGACUAUCUUUUUUGCAUACUACAGAAAAAAGUGUUAUCUACAGAGAUUUUAAGUCUGCAAAUAUUUUACUAGACACGGAGUUCAAUGCAAAACUCUCGGAUUUUGGCUUGGCGAAAUUAGGUCCUGUAAAUGGUAACUCUCAUGUCUCGACGGGCGUUGUGGGUACAUAUGGUUAUGCAGCUCCAGAAUACAUAGCCACUGGUCAUUUAUAUGUCAAGAGCGACGUCUAUGGUUUUGGAGUAGUGUUGCUAGAAAUCAUAACGGGUCUACGGGUACUUGAUACUAAUCGACCUGGAUCGGAACAUAAUCUAGUGGAUUGGGCUCGCCCAUCAUUACCCGACAAACGAAAGCUAAGAAAAAUCAUAGAUCCACGUCUAGAACACGAUUUCCCUCUAAAGGCAGCAUGUAGAACCGCAGAACUCAUUCUUAAGUGUCUUGAACCAGACCCUAAAAACCGACCUUCAAUGGAGGAAGUGCUGGUGAGUCUAAAAGAGAUUGGUUCUAUAAAAUCAAAACCGAAGGAAACAAAGGUACACUCAAGCCAAUCUAUGGGCACACAGCGUGACCGUCGUUACCAAUCUGCCCAUCAAUCUCCCCUCCAUACGAGGCAGAGCAGAGGAGGUCGGGCCAACCAGCUCUCGCCUAUGAGAUCAUAUUAACGUUGAAGAUCAUCAAACAUAUUUUUUGUACCGAUGAAGAUAUUGAAUUGGAUAUGUCCGACAUAUUUGUCAUGAGGCAAUUUCUAGAAGGAAAGAAACAGUUUGCUUCAGAGGCCCAACCAAUGAGCCCAGUUAAAAUUUGUAUUAUGGCCCGGGUUGUUUGUUUAUGUAAAUUGUAAGUAGAAUAAAAUGAUAUUAUACCACUUGUAGAUUUCAGUAUGGGAAGUUUUUGUAACAAUGAAACAUUACCAAUUUAAAUUCCAUUUCAUUAAUUAUUUUAAGUUGAA
Messenger RNA from Erigeron canadensis, 1759 nucleotides. RefSeq names its product probable serine/threonine-protein kinase PIX13. Gene Ontology annotation, biological process: protein phosphorylation. Bases 198 to 1472 code for a protein of 424 amino acids. The transcript has 6 exons. Gene Ontology annotation, molecular function: protein kinase activity; ATP binding. The record is from RefSeq and is a predicted model, not a curated record. NCBI's taxonomy places the organism in Eukaryota, Viridiplantae, Streptophyta, Magnoliopsida, Asterales, Asteraceae.